This is a messenger RNA of Dendronephthya gigantea, 3489 nucleotides long. RefSeq lists its product as uncharacterized. The transcript is spliced from 7 exons. The record is from RefSeq and is a predicted model, not a curated record. The coding region runs from base 1 to 3489 and encodes 1162 amino acids. NCBI's taxonomy places the organism in Eukaryota, Metazoa, Cnidaria, Anthozoa, Malacalcyonacea, Nephtheidae.
AUGUGUGAUGUAAAAAUAGAUUAUAUGUCCAAUAAAAAUCCCAAAAGUUUUGUAGUUUCGCUGGAAGACUAUAGUCAGAUUUGCAGUAAAUUGCAGAUAAAUAGCGGACGACUAAUUCAUUGGUUCUUACAGGUGCCUGGUAAUGACAGCAGAGUUGAGCGUCAAGAUUACUCAAAAGCGAGAAACUUACGAUCAAAUCCUCGCAGUGCGUCGUCCUCGCAUCCAAUUCGCAUCAACCGUGAUUGUUUGAAAGUAAUUCCUGGUACAAACGACCGAGUCGUUAAAAGAACUCGUCCAUUCGUACGAAAAGGCGAAACCACUAAGAGUGGUAACACAACUUCACAAACAUCGGCAAUAAAUCCCCGAGCACUGGUACCCUCGGCAAUCAAAUCCCAGUCAUCAGUACCUGCCGCAUUAAAGUCCCGGAUCCCGUUAGCCCGCAUCACCUCGCACAGUUGCGUAAAACCUCCGAUAUCAACAACCAUCACUCAGGCAUCCACUCGAGUCCUCCGCAGUCAUGGUGUUUCAAAAACUUUGAGCUCAAAAGCAGUUUCCUGUUCUGCGGCAAAAAUAUCCACCGCAAACAAUUUGAAUACAGCAACAUCCAGUCGUAUCCUUCGUAGUCAUGUGUCGUCCACACGUGACGCAGCCACCGCAUCCACGAGGUCCAAAAUACCCAGAUUUUCGUGGAACCUUCGGCGCAGUUCUUCUGUUUCCAAAGCAGAAAGUCUGAAGAAGAAGGAUGGUGAGGAAAUAGGGCCACUGGGAAAGCAGAAUAUUCCUAAAGAAGCUGAACACACCACGCUUGGAAAACGUUCAGCGUUGAGUGAAAAAUCACUCCGUCCAGAUAUUAAGAACGACCAGAAGAAGCCAAAGAAUGAUCUGGAGGUCAAUGCGUUACGACCAGAAGAGCAUCAAAGAAAGCUUGAAGCAAAGUUGACCGAACCACGCAAAGCAGUCGACCUCAAGUUGACAAAGUCCAUUCCUGUGAACGCUGAAAUCUCGACUGUUCCUCAAAACAAAUCACUGUCCAUCACUGGCUGUGAAGAAUUCGUUGAUGUUGCAUCACAUGAGAAAUCACUGGUUACGUCUGAGCACGUUGUUGUCACAGGAGAGCCUUCGUUGGUUGAAGAACCAAGUGUCGAGACGUCUCACCAAGUUCCUGAUAGUCUCGCACCAACCGUACCAGCAAAACCCCGCGAUGAGAAAACACUGACUCCUGCAGAUUCAGAAAUAAAAAUCCUCGAUGAAGACAUCGACACAUCGCAACAAACACCAAGUCCUUCAGCCCAGGUUGAUAAGGUUGUUGAGUUUAACUUGGUGGCUAAACCCCUUGUCCAGGAGCUCCAUUUGGAGGGACAAACAGCCACUUUGGGAGAAGAAAUUUCUGUAAAAGGUACAAGAGAAAAUGAAAGUCCACUAAAAGAAAACAGUGCUUUCGUGAAACGGUCUGCAGAGGAUGAUGAAAUCAACGGCUCUGUCAAACCACCGAUUCCUGCCAAAGUCCAACACGUCUCAGAUGAGAUACCAGCUUUGACCGACAUCCCGAUUGUAACCGAGCAAACGUCGGAAGAAACGAGCGCGUCUGACAAUAUUUCUACAGUCGAGAAGGCAGUUGACUUGGAGAUCGCUGUGAAACAAGAUGAAGUGAUUUCUGAUGUACACAGCUCUCCUCAGGCGGAGACAUUGUCUUUGCAGAAACCAAGCGAGUCUGGUUUUCGAGAUGAUACAUCAGUGGUUCAGCCAACAACGCUCCAAGGUGUUGCAGAAGCGACGUCUGUGGUUAAUACGUCAAAGCCUUGCACACUGACUGUGGCGGUAAAAGCCGACCGUUUUCCUGUUACAACACAUACAGAAAUAUCAACUGUUCAAGAUGAACUAUCAACGGCCAGUAAAAAGCAUUUUGAUCGGGUUGGAGUAUCUACAUGCUAUGGGCAACCCAACAAACAAACAACUGUUUUUCAAAAUGAGAAGCUCCUUGUGGUUAAACCAUUAACCACUAUUGAGUGCGUGAAGGUCGACAAAGUAAAAAUUGAGGAGAAAAGCUGCCUCAAAUCUUCCAAACGACCAGCAAGUUUGACUCCCAUCGACAACCAUUGUAUCCUCAAAAAACGACGAAAUGCAAGCAGCGAGAAUAGUAAAGAUGAAACAAGUUGUUUUUCCUCGCCAGUCCAGUCUUGCUCGUCACAGACGAUGGAGAUUGGAAGUCCUAUUACAGUCCCUUCGAAUGUGUUCAUGGAUGUUGAUCCAAGCGUCUGUAGCCUUCGAAACGUGUCCAAUUUUGCAUUUGAGCAAAUCCCAGGGGCACUGAACACUCAGAGUGGGUUGAACGAUGCCAUGGAAUUAUCUGAGUCCAGUCAAACAUUACCAUUUGCAUUUGGCAACAUUCAAGAACAGACAAGACCUAUGACGACUGGUUUUUCGUUUGCGACAAGCGACCAGCAAGCGAGGCAGAGUUUUGGUAUCAAUAAAGCUCAGAAUGGUUUUGUUUUUCACAGCAAUCCUGUGGUUGAUGGGUUCCCUGGGCGUAUAUUGAACCAAGCUACCCAGGGCUUUCAACUGAUAACGUUUGGUCGUGUGCAACCGCAACAGGACAACCAUCCAAUGCCUGGCCUGAACCAAACCAACUUAUUCCAGAUAUUUGGCAAUCCUCUGCAAACUCAACGCCCAACGUUGGUCAACUCAGAUGGUAGCCACAGGAAGUUUAUUUUCACAAAAGGUCACCGUCGACGAAACAACGUUCAUUUUCACCCGAACCAAACAAACAAUCAAAAUACACCUCCGGUGUUUGCGAGUGGUUUUCAAACCGGACUUAACUUCGGUAUGGUAGUUCAAAGCCCAACACCAAUGGAAUCCGAAGAUGUUAAUUCCUGCAGUGGAAAUGGCAGUCAACGGUUUGACGUACAGCAGAAUCAUCAAUUCAUCUGUGGUUCUUCACAGGAAAUAUCGGGACAGAAUAUUAAUGACCAUUCCAUGGAGGAUAUUGUGCAGUCACCACCACUGAUGGUAUGCGAUAGUUCAUUACCACAACCUCGCUCUACUGUCUCUUGCUUUGAAAUAUCACAGCAAACUAUGGCAGGGGUUGAACGUAGGCUGAGUUUACCAGCGAUGACGAUGACCACUCAAGUUGUCGUACCAACAACGCCGUUUUUACUGCAACCAGCUCGACUACAGCUGCCGUCAGCAGGUGCAAAGAGCUCGGCGAACUCUGUAUGGGAACACAGAUCUAAGCUGGAUGAACAACUAAGUACCUCAAGUGAUGGAGAUCAAGGAAAUGAUGGGAUGACACUAAGGAUGGAUUCAUCAGCAUUAUCCCUGGAUUCCAGUAAUUCGAGUCUCAACGACUGUCGAAGUGAUAUUGUUGAUGAUUUAACAGAAAGCGUUAGCAACUGUAGUUUAGAAGAUAGCUGCACAACAAUGGACGAUAUUGGGAGAUUGAUUGAAAUGUUCAAAACACUUAGCAUUGAUGACACAGGCAUUAAACACUGA